AACGAGCUGCACAGCUGUCACACCGUAACAGAAAAUGGCAGCGGCGAAACCGAAACGUAACUUCCCGCCGAUAACCGAAUGUAACGGAGCGACGUCGUCGUCGCAGCCGGAGUCCAUCGCCGCAGACCUCGACGGCACGCUCCUCAUCUCACGGAGCUCAUUUCCGUACUUCAUGCUCGUCGCCGUCGAAGCCGGAAGCCUCCUCCGCGGCCUCAUCCUCCUCCUCUCCAUCCCCUUCGUCAUUGUCGCUUACCUUUUUAUCUCAGAAGCUAUCGGAAUCCAGAUCCUCAUCUUUAUCUCCUUCGCCGGUCUCAAAAUCCGUGACAUCGAACUCGCUUCACGCGCGGUGCUUCCAAGGUUUUAUGCUGCGGACGUGAGGAGAGAGAGCUUCGAGGUGUUCGACCGGUGCAAGAGGAAGGUGGUGGUGACGGCGAACCCGACGGUGAUGGUGGAACCGUUCGUGAGGGACUUUCUUGGCGGUGACAAGGUGCUGGGAACGGAGAUCGAGGUGAACCCUAAGACCAAGAAGGCUACGGGAUUCGUGAAGAAGCCUGGUGUUCUUGUGGGGAAGCUGAAGCGCUUGGCGAUUUUGAAAGAGUUCGGUGAGGAUUUGCCUGAAAUUGGAAUCGGAGAUCGUAAAACUGACCACGAUUUCAUGUCUAUUUGCAAGGAAGGGUACAUGGUGCCCCCCAGCCAAUCAGCAAAACCAGUUCCACAAGACCGUCUCAAGAGCCGGCUCAUCUUCCACGACGGCCGCUUCGUGCAGCGCCCAGACCCACUGAACGCCAUAAUCACCUUCACGUGGCUCCCCUUCGGCUUCAUCCUCUCCAUCAUCAGGGUCUACUUCAACCUCCCUCUACCAGAACGCAUUGUGCGCUACACCUACGAAAUGCUGGGCAUCAAGCUCGUCAUCCGCGGCCACCGUCCACCGCCUCCGUCCCCGGGAACCCCCGGCAACCUAUACGUCUGCAACCACCGCACCGCCCUCGACCCCAUCAUCAUCGCCAUUGCUCUAGGCCGCAAGGUCUCCUGCGUCACCUACAGCGUCAGCAAGCUCUCCCGCUUCCUCUCGCCGAUCCCCGCCGUGGCCCUCACCCGCGACCGUGCGGCCGACGCAGCCCGCAUCAAGGAGCUCCUCCAGAAGGGUGACCUCGUGGUGUGCCCGGAGGGCACCACGUGUCGUGAGCCAUUCUUGCUGCGGUUCAGUGCUCUGUUCGCUGAACUAAGCGAUAGGAUCGUGCCCGUGGCUGUUGACUGCAAGCAGAACAUGUUUUAUGGGACCACCGUGCGUGGGGUCAAGUUCUGGGACCCUUACUUCUUCUUCAUGAAUCCUAGACCUGUUUACGAGGCUACCUUCCUUGACCGAUUGCCGGAGACGAUGUCGUGUAAGGCUGGGGGGAAGUCGUCCAUUGAGGUGGCGAAUCACGUGCAGAAGGUGUUGGGGGAUGUGCUUGGGUUUGAAUGCACCGGGUUGACUAGGAAAGAUAAGUACAUGUUGCUGGGAGGGAAUGAUGGGAAGGUGGAGUCCAUGUACAGUGCCAAGAAAUGAAAUAAUAAACAUAUGGAAGGAGAUUCCACUCUCUUGUGGUUUGGAAGAAUCUAGUGAGGGGUAUUGUUGUGGUUGGAUUGUUUGAGAGUUGGUUGAUAUAGAAAAAGGUUAGUAUAAAAUACCAAUUGGUGUUUUAGGUGAACCCUCUGAGAUUGGAUUUUUAUUAUGAAUUACUAAUGAUUUAAGUGUUUACAAUGUUAAUGCAAACUUUCUUUAUGUGACUUUUUAUUUUU
Molecule: messenger RNA, 1782 nt
Organism: Gastrolobium bilobum
Lineage: Eukaryota; Viridiplantae; Streptophyta; Magnoliopsida; Fabales; Fabaceae
Product: probable glycerol-3-phosphate acyltransferase 8
Exons: 3
Coding region: 35-1549 (504 amino acids)
Biological process (GO): cutin biosynthetic process
Cellular component (GO): membrane
Molecular function (GO): glycerol-3-phosphate 2-O-acyltransferase activity; phosphatase activity
Source: RefSeq, a predicted model, not a curated record